Molecule: messenger RNA, 2672 nt
Organism: Gasterosteus aculeatus aculeatus (three-spined stickleback)
Lineage: Eukaryota; Metazoa; Chordata; Actinopteri; Perciformes; Gasterosteidae
Source: RefSeq, a predicted model, not a curated record
CUGCAGAAGGCCUGAUAGAGCCAGCUAGACAGAAGGAAGGGAGGGAUACACAGACACACUGUGGAUCUAGAGCUUGUGUUGUUCCUUUCAUCACCCAAGAUCAACCGGCGACACCCAGAGAGGAAGGAGACAAAGGGACGAGGAAGACCAAAAGGGAGCUUCAGUGUGAGAGGGGAAAGUGGCAAGGUGACAAGGGGAGAAGAAAGGAAGGAAAGGGAGAGAGGAGGCUGGGGCAUGAGGAGGGGCGCCUGACUGACAUUGCUACUCCCGCUAUCAGCUCACACACGCGCAGACACACACACACACACACACACACAAAUGUAGACAGACUGCACAAUCUUUAAGCCAGUCGCUGCUCUUUUUACCCUUCCACGGAGCCUUGUCCUCCAUCCUCUCUUCUCCUCUGCUCAGAGGAGAAGAAAGGAGGUAAAAGAGGAGGAGGAGGAGGCAGAGGGGAGGCAGUUACCCUCUCCUCUCCUAUACCCAGACACACAGCAAAGAGACAGAUAGGGUGAGAAGAGAGAAAGCAGCUUUCUGUUCUAUUCCGCUGUCUCCUGUGGUCCCUGGGCCAGCGAGCGGCUAACAGGCACCGCUCAUGUCCGUGAACUCGGAGAAAUCCUCGUCCCCCGAAAGGCCUGAGACCCAGCAGAAAGCCCCGGCGAGUGCCCCUCCUCCCCCGCCGCCCCCUCCGCCUCCCCCCGAGCCGGCGGGGCCCCCGGAGCCGGAGGAGGAGAUCCUGGGCUCCGACGAUGAGGAGCAGGAGGACCCCACGGACUACUGCAAAGGAGGGUACCAUCCGGUGAAGAUCGGGGAUUUGUUCAACGGGAGGUACCAUGUGAUCAGGAAGUUGGGGUGGGGCCACUUCUCCACCGUAUGGCUGUGCUGGGACAUACAAGCGAAGAACUUUGUGGCGAUGAAGGUGGUGAAGAGCGCGCAGCACUACACAGAGACGGCCCUGGAUGAGAUAAAACUGCUGCGAUGUGUGAGGGAGAGCGACCCCGCCGACCCCAACAAGGACAUGGUGGUUCAGCUGAUCGAUGAUUUCAAGAUCUCCGGAGUCAACGGCAUACAUGUGUGUAUGGUGUUUGAAGUGCUCGGUCACCACCUGCUGAAGUGGAUUAUCAAAUCCAACUACCAAGGUCUGCCUCUGGCAUGUGUCAAGAGUAUUAUCAAACAGGUCCUGCAGGGUCUGGACUACCUCCACACUAAAUGUAAGAUCAUCCACACGGACAUCAAGCCAGAGAACAUCCUGAUGUGUGUCGACGACGCCUUUGUUAGGCGUAUGGCCAUGGAGGCGACCGAAUGGCAGAAAGCUGGAGCCCCCCCGCCGUCCGGAUCAGCAGUUAGCACAGCCCCCCAGCUCAAACCGGUGAGUUUGACAGAUGUGGGCAAGAUCUCCAAGAACAAGAAGAAGAAGCUGAAGAAGAAACAGAAGCGGCAGGCAGAGCUGCUGGAGAGGCGGAUGCUGGAGAUCGAAGCCCUGGAGAGGGAGGCGGAGAAGGAGGAGGAGAGAGCCAAAGACGGGGGAGAGAAAGGGGAAAAUGUCAGCGACCAGUCCUCACCCCUGCAACCGCCGCCGCCGCCAUCGCAUCUGGGCCCCAAGAUGGCUGUGGGAGAGAGCGACGAGGAGGAGGAGGACGACGACGAUGACGAGGAUGGGGAGGAGGACGAGGAGGAGGGAGGAGAGAGAGAGAGGGGGGGGGAGAGGGAGAGGGAGAGGCCCGUCAGGUUGACUAAUCAUACAGGCGCGGCGCCUCCCCAGGAGCAGAACAAGGCGCCAAAUAUCUCAGAUGACGACCCCGAUGAGGAGGAGGAGGAAGAGGACGAGGAGGAGGAAGAAGAAGAAGAGGAAGAGGAGGAGGAGGAGGAGGAGAUGCCCACGCCUACCACUGAAAAAGAUUGCCCCAGUCCUCCCACCACAGAGGAAGGACAUGUAGAUCCACCACAAGCAAAGGUAGAGGACAAAGAAGGGGAGGAGGAGGAGGAGGAGGAGGAGGAGAAAGAGGAGGAGGAGGAAUUAAAAGGUGUAGAAGAUGAGAAUGAAGAAGAGGCAGGGGAGAAGGUAGAGGAGGAAGAGAAGGUGGAGGAUGAGGAGGGGGAGGAGGAGGAGGAGGAGGAGGAUGAGGGGGAAGGGGAGGAGGAAGGGGAGGACAAGAAGGAGACCAACACUGAAAAAGAGGACAAUAAGAAAGAGGAGCCAAAGAGUGAGAGCAAAAAAGAGGAGGCACAGGAGGCAGCAGAGGAAAAGGAGUCAAAGGAGCAGGAAGGGGAGGACGAGGAUGAUGAGGAUGAUGAAGACGAUGAUGACGACGACACCACCACGGAACUCCUCACGGACACCACCUCCCUGGUCAAACCCCAGAACAACAGAAGCAAUUCGGCCAAAACCCAACGGGCACAUUUUUACGUGUUCCGAAGGACUGAAAGCGAACCCCGGCAACCCUGCGCCUCCCUCGCCCAACCCCGAGACUCUCCUCUGCCCCCUGGUGGAGUCCGAGCUCAGCUACACGGACCGGGACCACUCUCUCAGCUCCGGCUAUGAGAUGUACAACGGCGACCUGGGCGAGCCGGGGCUGACCAACGGCGGAAGCGAGCGCCACAGGGCCGUCCUUCCUCUCUUUCCCGAAUUGCCCCUGGAUCCUUUGCCGGGAAACCCCGUUCCUGUCGGAGCA